CAACAAGUGUGACUCUCUUCAUCGCCAGCAUCGAUACGACGUCGUUCCUUGCUUCUCUGUUCUUCUACUUUCUGAGUUUCUGUGAAUCACAGAUAUGAAUUCUGAUACUCGUGAAGGUAUAUAUCCUCUGCAUCGCUCUAAAACCAUUCAUCUGGUGAGGCAUGCUCAAGGAGUUCACAAUGUAUUAGGAGAGAAGGACCAUAGUGCAUAUAUGUCUGAGGAACUCUUUGAUGCACAUCUUACCCCUUUUGGUUGGGAACAGGUAGAUAAUCUCCGGAAGCAUGUUCAUACGUCUGGACUUUUCAAAAAUAUCGAAUUGGUUGUAGUUUCACCUUUGCUCAGGACCAUGCAAACAGCAGUUGGUGUUUUUGGAGGUGAAGCUUCUGCUGAUGGGGUUGACAUGCCUCCACUAAUGGCAGAAAAUACUGGCAGUUGUAAUCGUCCUGCAAUUUCAAGCCUAAAUUGUCCUCCGUUCAUUGCUAUGGAGCUUUGUCGAGAGAAUAUGGGUGUUAAUCUUUACAAUAAGAGGAGAUGUAUAAGUGAAUACAAACACAUGUUCCCAGCAAUUGAUUUUUCAUUGGUUGAAACCGACGACGAUGUUUGGUGGAGCCCAGAUACUAAAGAAAAGUUUGAAGAUGUUGCAGCCCGGGGGGUGAAGUUUAUGAAAUGGUUGUUGAGCCGUAAAGAGAAGGAGAUUGUGGUUGUUUCUCACGCUGUUUUCUUGCAUCGUACACUUGAUGCAUAUGGAGAUGACUGCCAUCCCACACUCAAGAAAGAAAUGUCCAUAUACUUUAAGAACUGCGAGCUUCGUUCAAUGGUCAUUGUUGAUAGAAGCAUGAUCAGAUCAGACACUUCAAAGACCGACUUUCUUGGAAAAACUGCUAACGGUACUGAUGUCAUGAGUGAUGCUGUUUAGUAGAGAAUCAUAUCCACAUUCACAUUCGACAUGUCUUUAUAUUGGAUUCUAAAUCAUCAAUAAACGAAAUAAAUUACUUACAACCAUGAUAGAUGAUUUCAUGUCAAGUUGUUGCUGAUUAUCUUAUAUGUUUAACGUUUAGAAAUUAAAAUUUUCAGCAUGGCAACCCAUUUAACUUGUUUAAAG
This is a messenger RNA of Helianthus annuus (common sunflower), 1102 nucleotides long. Its product is annotated as phosphoglycerate mutase-like protein. The record is from RefSeq and is a predicted model, not a curated record. Gene Ontology annotation, molecular function: phosphatase activity. NCBI's taxonomy places the organism in Eukaryota, Viridiplantae, Streptophyta, Magnoliopsida, Asterales, Asteraceae. Gene Ontology annotation, cellular component: cytoplasm. The transcript is spliced from 10 exons. Bases 95 to 916 code for a protein of 273 amino acids.